AAAGUUAGAAGGAUGAUUUUGUUGUCCAUGUUUUUCGGCAAUUUUGGUGGCACCGAAAAAGCCAUGGUAGGCAUGAAAAAGGGUAGAGGCAGAGUUUCCUUUUAAAUUUCCAGAUGUCGUUUACCCCAUUUUUGGACUCCAGAUCAAAUCAAAUGGCCACUUUGUUUUCUCUUCAUUCUUGUCUUGGUUACGGUGUAACUGCACCUCCAAAACCAAAAUCAAAACCAAUUUCGUUACACAUUUUUAGCCACACCAAAAACAAGAAAUUACCCUUCUUGAUCUUGAUCUUGGCAAAGCUUUUCCACCUUUCAGUGAAAAAUUAAUGGGGAUUCUGUAUGGAAUGGUGGCAAGGGGACAGGUGGUUCUGGCUGAGUUCAGCGCCACCCAGAGUAAUGCCAGUGUCGUAGCCAAACAGAUACUCGGCAAGAUCAAUGUCGGGGACGACAACAACAAAGACAGCAAUGUUUCAUUUUCCCAUGAUCGCUAUGUUUUUCAUGUCAAGACCACAGAUGGCCUCACUCUUCUUUGCAUGGCUGAUGAUGCAUUCGGAAGAAUGAUCCCUUUUGCAUUUCUUGAAGAUAUUCAUAAAAAAAUUGUGAAGACAUAUGGGCGUGCGAUUCUUUCAUCUCCUGCGUACGCCAUGAAUGAGGAGUUCUCAAGGAUCCUGAGCCAGCAGAUGGAUUAUUACUCCAAUGACCCAAAUGCUGAUAGAUUGAACCGUCUCAAAGGUGAAAUGACUCAGGUGAGAACUGUGAUGGUGGACAACAUUGAAAAAGUACUGGAGAGAGGUGGGAGGUUGGAACUGUUGGUAGAGAAAACCUCAGCAAUGAAUAACAAUUCAAUUCGUUUCAGAAAACACUCCCGUCGUUAUAAAAAUAACUUGUGGUGGAGUAACCUUAGGUUAACGGUUGCACUUAUCAUAGUAUUCGUCAUUGUAUCUUACAUUAUACUCGCCUUCCUCUGCCGUGGUCCCUUGUUGACUAAUUGCUUGAGAUAAGCUGUGAAGGCAACCCAAAAGGGGAUAUUAUUUUGAGUCAUUGUACUACUUAUUAACGUCUUCAGAAUAAUAAUAUUGGGUCAAUCAAAGAAGGAAUAUAUAUAAUUUUUUUUUUUUUGCUUUGCAAUCAUUUAUCAAUGGCUUCUGCAUGUUUUAGAAA
Vigna unguiculata (cowpea) is the source of this 1157-nucleotide messenger RNA. Its product is annotated as vesicle-associated membrane protein 711-like. Gene Ontology annotation, cellular component: membrane. The record is from RefSeq and is a predicted model, not a curated record. Gene Ontology annotation, biological process: vesicle-mediated transport. Lineage: Eukaryota; Viridiplantae; Streptophyta; Magnoliopsida; Fabales; Fabaceae.